AUGGCGGAGGAUGGGAGGGAAGAGUCUGUAGCGGCUGACGACGACUCACAACACACAGCUGAAGACGGGAGAAACGGCUUAAACAACACGAUGGUGGAAGAGAGCCCCACUCUCCUGCGCAGGAUGGAGAUCUGUGUUGCCGAGGCUGAGAAAAGGAGUGGGAAAAAUGCAGUGAACAUGCAGGAGACAUUUACCGUCUACCUUAUUGAAACACGGCCAAUGGAUGCUCUCGCUGAAGGCCGUAACCCAGCUCCCGACUCUCUGUGGAGGAGAUACAGUGAAUUUGAGCUGCUGCGGAACUACCUGUUAGUUACCUUUCCAUACAUCGUGGUCCCUCCUCUGCCCGAGAAGAGGGCAGAGUUCGUGUGGCACAAGCUGUCGGCAGACAACAUGGACCCAGACUUUGUGGAGCGCCGUCGGGUGGGGCUGGAGAACUUCCUGCUGCGUGUGGCAUCACAUCCGGUCCUCUCCAACGACAAGAUCCUCCACCACUUCCUCACCGAGGAACAUGGCUGGAAGGAAGUGGUGUAUGAGACGGGAUUUCAGGCAAAGGCAGAUUCCAGGCUGAAAGCUCUCAGCGCCACCUUCAGGGUGAGAAACCCAGAUAAACGCUUCAUGGACAUGAAACACUACAGUGAUGAGCUGCAGUCUCACACAUCUCAGCUGCUCCGGGCACGAGCUAGGGUUGCAGAUCGACUCUACGGCGUCUACAAGGUCCACGGGAACUAUGGGAGGGUCUUCAGUGAGUGGAGCGCCAUAGAGAGAGAGAUGGGGGAUGGACUGCAGAGUGCCGGUCAUCAUAUGGAUGCAUAUGCUGCCUCAAUAGAUGAUAUCUUAGAAGAAGAGGAACAUUACGCGGACCAACUGAAAGAAUAUCUCUUCUAUGCUGAAGCUCUGAGGGCAGUGUGCAGAAAACAUGAGCUGACCCAGUUUGAGCUCGAGAUGGCCACACAGGACCUGAUCUCCAAGAAGCAGCAGCAUGAGGAGCUCUCUACAGGGAUUGUUCGGACGUUCUCCUUCAAAGGCAUGACCAACAAGCUUUUUGGCCAAGAGGCACCCGAGCAGAGGGAGGCCAGACUGAAGCUGCUGGAGGAGCUGAUAGAGGAGGGGGAGGAGGCGGUCAAGGACAAAACAGUCGAGUGCGAAGAACAUGUUGAAAAGGCAUGGGUGGAUAUGCAGCGCUUCAAGGAGCAGAAAGACAAAGAUCUGCGGGAGGCGCUCAUCAACUACGCUGUCAUGCAAGUCAGCAUGUGCAAAAAGGGAAUACAAAUGUGGAGCAAUGCCAAAGAAUGUUUCCUAAAGAUGUAAAGUUGAAGCCAUAUUCAAAGGAUUUCAGCGAUGCUCCGUUGUGCAUGCUGGGAAAUGAUGCCAAUGUGAGCUAGUUGAGGUUUGAAAACAACCACCGUAAACAAUGCACAUAAAGAUUAUGUCGUUUCAAGCAUUUAUACAAAAUAAGUUCAUAUGCAACUGAUUUUCAGCAGUGAUUUACAUUCACUGCUAAGCUUUUUUGUAGUGAAAAGUGUUGGGAGGGUGGGAUGGAUCACACAAAAGCACAUGACUUGGACACUGGAGACCAGGGUUAACAUUCUCAAUAUUUACCCAAGACCAUUUUUUUGUCACAAUAAAGAGACACUGCAUGGUAAAAGAAGAUGUAGAGGGCCAGUUUAUAAAAUGGGUUUACAAAGGAAUGUUAUAGUAUCAUGUCCUCCCCUUUUCAGUGAAGCACUUCAUCUCCACUUUAUGACUGCAAUGUUCUGACAGCUCAUGAUGAUUUGGGGCUUUCCCCUGCCGUGAACCCUAGUGUUGGCUCUGUUUUCAUGCUGACUUCAGUGUUUAUAGCAUGGGCCCAAUGCCCUCAGGCUGCUCCUACCCCUAUGUUGUUUUGUUCUAAUAUUCAUGAGUACUAAUUGGGAUUGUACACCUAUGUUACCAGUUUGGUUUGGUUAAGGUAACCUUAAGGUAGGUCUGACAUUUCUUAAUCAAACUGGCCAAACAUGUGGACGAAGACGCCCUGAAAAAAGAGGAUCUCCACACUAAAAGUCCCUUGUUAUUUUUGAUGCCUUGUAUUUAUUGGUGACUAGCCGCUACUUUUUCUUUUUCUAACAUCAUUUGUUUAAUUUAUUUUAAAGACAUUCAUGCUUUAAAUUAAUCAAUCAAAGUGAAGAGUCUACAAGAUGUUGAUUACUUGUAACCAUGUCCAGGGCAAUGUAUUGUACUAAUGUACAGUAAACUGCACAGAAGAUUAUCGAUACUCAGCCUAAAAUUCUAUUUAGUUUAGAUUAAAUAUGACCUUAAUUUAUUGACUGUUUAAAUAACAUGAUAUAUGACGUGUCCGAGGCUUUCCAGCUAAAAGCUUUGUGAGUGUAUUUAAGUGAGUUUUGAUAACUCCAUUUACCCCUUACCUUUUUAUAUUUCUAAUGUUGAUGCUCAAUUUGGAUGGAUAUCUCUUGUUUGUUUAUUAAUUUAUUUGAAUAAAC
This is a messenger RNA of Trematomus bernacchii (emerald rockcod), 2477 nucleotides long. Its product is annotated as sorting nexin-4-like. Gene Ontology annotation, biological process: protein transport. Bases 1 to 1308 code for a protein of 435 amino acids. NCBI's taxonomy places the organism in Eukaryota, Metazoa, Chordata, Actinopteri, Perciformes, Nototheniidae. The record is from RefSeq and is a predicted model, not a curated record. Gene Ontology annotation, molecular function: phosphatidylinositol binding. The transcript is spliced from 14 exons.